This is a messenger RNA of Colletes gigas, 1320 nucleotides long. Its product is annotated as alpha- and gamma-adaptin-binding protein p34-like. The transcript has 6 exons. The record is from RefSeq and is a predicted model, not a curated record. The coding region runs from base 291 to 1088 and encodes 265 amino acids. NCBI's taxonomy places the organism in Eukaryota, Metazoa, Arthropoda, Insecta, Hymenoptera, Colletidae.
UACUCCUAGUCCUUAAUGGCUAAAACAACAAAAAACGCCUUCACUGUGGUCGUCCAUUUCGAAAUGUUAUGAAAUAUAACAUCGCAUCAAUGUUGAAAAUAAUUCAAUUUAUGGUUAUUAAACGCAGCGAAAAGAUAUCGCUGUGUAUUAAAUAAAAGUGAUCCGUUUUGAUUUAAAUAGUGUAUUACGUGUUUACGUUAUUAAGACAUGUAAACAUAACCUAAAAUAAUAGAUAGUAAAUAAUUUGUUAAAAUCAUUCGUAUUUGAUAGUGCAAAUAAAUUGUAUUACGAUGAAUUUGCCACGACUACUAAUAAUCAGCACAGAAAAAGGAAAAGCUAACGAAAUUGCUACCAGUAUAGGAGCAGAGAGAUUAUCUAAUCACGACUAUUUUGAGUAUUAUCUAUGGAAUAUUCAGAAUAAGUAUUACAGGACACAAGUGUUAGUGUGUGUUACAGAAAAUCCAUCUCCAGGUAUUCCGAUCGACGGCGUAGAAGCAUUGAUCGUGCAUCAUGAUCCGCAGGCAGAAAAUGCAGAACACAAUUUAAAACAAUGGUCUUCUUUGAUUACUUCUUUAAUGGAAGCAGAAGUAUUAUUAUUUUCUUGUAAUUGUAUAACAGAUGUUCUUAUCAGAGACAAAGUAAUAAAAUGGUGUUUACAAAAGAAGUUUGAAUUAAUUGAAUUAAAUAGACCCGAUACAGAUGUUUCGGAAGCUGAUUUAGAACAUAACAAAUAUGGCAUUGAAAGGAUUAUCGAAGCUUUACAUGCUCAUACGUGGCCCAACAUGAUACUGAAAGGGAAAUCGUCGAGUACGGAAGAUCAAGGCUCUGACAUGGAUGAAGUUGAAGAGCAAUUUGAAAAUAUCAGAUUGUCUCAGGAUGUCACAGAGAUAUUUUCAAUGGAGAACAUGCUAGAUGGAAUUAUGGGGGAAGAAAAUACAGAUUUUGGCGAAUUAUUUAGUCAAUUAAUGGCUAUGAAAGAACAUGCUGCAACACUACCGACUAAUCAAAGACGAAUAGCAGCUGAACAAUUAGUUAAUGCAUUCUGGAAAGCGAUGGGAGGUGACCCUUCAGAAACUGAAUUAAACUAAUUUAUGCAUUAAUUAUAUAAUGCGCAUAGAUACCUACCACACAUGCAUAAUUGCUUAUGACUUAUGAUAGAACUGUUCUGGUAUAUUGGUCUGAAUUGAGCGCAAUAAUAAAGCCAAUCGUUAUAACAAUAGAAAAAGAAAAAAAAAAAAAAUAACAUAGUCUUGCAUGUAUCAAAUAUACAUUUAAAUUCUGUAUAUGAAUUACAUCUAUACUAUAAUUUCUUCAAUACAC